Dromiciops gliroides (monito del monte) is the source of this 648-nucleotide messenger RNA. RefSeq names its product chromosome 3 C13orf46 homolog (gene C3H13orf46). The coding region runs from base 1 to 648 and encodes 215 amino acids. The record is from RefSeq and is a predicted model, not a curated record. NCBI's taxonomy places the organism in Eukaryota, Metazoa, Chordata, Mammalia, Microbiotheria, Microbiotheriidae. The transcript has 6 exons.
AUGGAGAAGGAAACGGUACACAGGCGACAUCGGCUCAUCCCAGGGGUUCCACCCACUGUCAUGGCUCCCGGGCUUCACAAAGUGGUAACUGAAGCAUCUGAACUUCAGAGGAGCAAGAGUGUUGGGGGAUUUCCCCCCAAGGGAGAACCUGUGGCUCCCAUUGAGAAACUGCUGCAUGAGUUCGAAGGUGAAGAUUUGGAAAAAGAGUCAAAAGACGAAGCUGAGGAUAUUAGCUGCCAGAUAAUUCUAGAGGAUGACAAGGAUGGCCAGGAUCAGGGUGACCUAAAAAGAGUGGAACAAGACAAAGACAAAGACAAAGAAAAAGAUAAAGACAAAGACGAAGAAAAGGUGGAGCAAGAAUUUGAAAAGGAAGAAGAGGAACAAAUUGAGAGGGAUCAAGAUGAAGAAAAGAGAGACAUAGAGAAAGAAAACUGCAUUCUUGAACUAAAAACUGCACAGGCCCUGGAAAAGGAACUAGAAUCAUUAAAGCUGGAUGACCUUUUGGAGACUGAGACAAAUCUUGCCAAACCACCUGUUGCCUUUGUAGAGAUUGAUUUGGAAGAACGCAUUGAGGAGAAAACUGAAAGUACUUUGACAGAAGAGAAAUCAUCCAAGGCUGAAGCAGGAGAUAUGUCUGAAGAUGAGUAA